AUGCAGCUCACCAUUCUCGCAACGGCGCUUCUUGCCGUCAGCGCCUCCGCAGCGCCCACCUGCUGCACCAACGCCGAGCGGCGAGAGUGGAGAACUUUCUCAACUAAGGAGAAGCAAGCCUACAUCGCGGCAGUGAAAUGUCUUCAAAGCAAGCCAUCUCAGUUGAAGAGCACCUACCCGACGUCGCAGAAUCGAUUCGAUGACUUUCAGGCGGUUCAUAUUGACCUGACGGAGAAGUAUCACUUUACUGGACCUUUCCAGGCCUGGCAUCGCGUCUUUCUCCACAAGUACGAAUCCGACCUCCGGGGACUUUGUGCAUACAAGGGCUACCAGCCUUCCCAAAUUCUUGACAUCGGUGGCCAAUACUGGACCAAGGAUUCCGGGUCUGAGGCUGCCUUCCUCGCCUCGCCUGUCUUUGACGCUGUUAAUGGCUUCGGUGGAAACGGACCUUACGUUGAUACGUCGAACUUUCCCGUCACCAACGUCCCCGUCAAAAUCCCGAAUAAGACUGGCGGAGGCUACUGGACUCUUGAGGCCGCGUCUUUCGCUGUCUUUGACUUCCGUCUGCAGGGCACAGGCAUCGAGCCAGAAGGCAUGACAGUUCAUGCAGGUGGCCACCUUGACCCGCUCUUCUAUCUUCACCACGCCAAUCUUGACAGACUCUGGGACCAGUGGCAGAGGAAGAAGUUUGCUCAGCGUGUCCAGGAUAUGACCGGACCGGAUACAAUGUGGGCCUAUCCAUUCAACUUCUUUGGCGACGUACCCUAUACCAAUAUCACUCUGGAAACCUUGCUCGACUUCAAGGGUCUCCUUGGGUCCAGCUCGGCAGACCGAUAUGUCAAGAUCAAGGACGUUAUGGACAGCCAGGGUCCGAACCUCUGCGUCUUCUACAAAUAG
Messenger RNA from Parascedosporium putredinis, 897 nucleotides. The record is from the annotation of a GenBank genome assembly. NCBI's taxonomy places the organism in Eukaryota, Fungi, Ascomycota, Sordariomycetes, Microascales, Microascaceae.